This is a messenger RNA of Lytechinus variegatus (green sea urchin), 6194 nucleotides long. RefSeq names its product WASH complex subunit 4-like. The transcript is spliced from 36 exons. The record is from RefSeq and is a predicted model, not a curated record. Gene Ontology annotation, biological process: endosomal transport; endosome organization. Gene Ontology annotation, cellular component: endosome; WASH complex. The coding region runs from base 81 to 3638 and encodes 1185 amino acids. Lineage: Eukaryota; Metazoa; Echinodermata; Echinoidea; Temnopleuroida; Toxopneustidae.
AUUUUUCACUGGGCAAAAAAAAAUUGAGAACCGCUACGACUCCAAUUCCGUCUGCAACUGACUUCCAAAGUGAACUUAAAAUGACGGGAGAAGCUAAAUCUGGCUGGGAAUUUGAUAAAUUUGAUGACGGCUCUUUGAAAAUUGUUGGUGAGGUUCAACUGAGGAAGUAUGGGAAGUUCCUUGAAGAGUAUGCUAGUCAGUUAAAAGGAAUUGAAGAUGCCUUGGAUGACUCCAUAGGGGAUGUGUGGGAUUUCACUCUCGAUCCCAUCUCAUUACAAUAUCUACCAUGUGAACAGACCUCCUUGCUGGAUCUCAUCAAGACUGACAACAAGGAAUAUAUCUUCAACAAAGUCAUAACGGUAUUUGCGUCUCUCUGCUGUGAGGUGGAACAACUGAAAUAUGAGGCCCAACACAAGUUUUACCCUGCACUUAUAUUCUAUGGAGAAGGGGAACCUGAAUCAGGUUUGGAGGAAGGUGAGGCUCAGGUUCAGAUGGGACGUCUUAUGCCAUUCUUACAGGAGUUGUCUUGCUAUGUGAAUCGCUGCUAUGAGGUUGUUAAGAACAUGGUGGAUCAACUUGCUGCUUUGUACAACAAUGCAAAGACUGCACCAAAGAUCAUUGAUGUUACUCAUGUGCAUUUUCUUACUACAUAUGAGUACCUUGGCGAGCUCCUCCGUAUCUUGAUCACACUAGAUGAAAUUGUUGCCAAUCAAGCAACGCUCAGGGAUCACUGGACACUCUAUAAGAGAAUGUUAAAAUCUGUGCAUCACAACCCACAGAGGUUUGGUAUGGAGGAAUCCAAGCUGAGGCCGUUUGAGAAGCUUCUCAUGGGACUUCAAGGACAACUCUUAGAUGGCAUGAUAUUUCAGAACUGUGUUGAGCAGAACUUUGAUGACUGCGGAGUGACUGUGUCCAAGAAUACCUACUUUGCAGAAGAAUUUGCCUACAACAUCAGAACUAUGUUUGCCAAUACUGAACCUAGGAUCGGUGAGGUGAAUGAGACAGACCAAAGACUGAAGUAUGUUGGUAUAUGUGGUCUCUAUGUACUUCACUAUCAGAUCUUCAGAGUCAUAGACAAGAAGGUCUUCAAAUCACUCUGGGAUGUCUACAAAAAGAUUCCAGCUAUCACAUUGACAGCGAACAUUGUAUGGUCAGCCAAUCAGUUCUUACUCAAGAGUCUAUCGCCUCACGUAGCUAGAUUGAUCGACAGGAAAGCCCAGCACCAUGUUCUUCAACAAACCAGCUUGUUCUUACAACAGAAGAGCCAAAACCUACUCAAGGAGGUUCAAGUGUAUUACAUGCAGGUCUGUUCUUGGAUGGUUCGUAUGGAAUCUAGUCUUACUCAAGCCAAUACUGUCAUUGAAGACCUAACUCACAAGUGCACUCUCUUCAUACAUGGGUUACUGUUCGCCUACAAUAUCAGCAACCUUGUUCACACUGUGAUGAAUCUUCAUGCACAUAUGAACAAACCCAUGACUAAAACAGCCGUCCUUGCUCUGUGUAGACUCAUUGAGAUGCUCAAGAGCAUUGAGCACACCUUCCACCGUCGUACCAUGCUUGUAGCAGAGUCUGUUACUCACAUCAUUCAACAUCUUCAGUUCAUGGCCUUGGCCUCCGUCAACACAGCAAAGAAACGUAUCAUCUCUGACAAGAAGUAUAGUGAGAAGAGAUUGGAUGCUCUGUCUGCCUUGGUGCUAGUGGAGAAUGCCCUCAAUGGACCAUCAACCAAAGAGAGAAGAUUGAUUGCCAAUCUUGCCCUUGCUGUAGGCACUCAAAUGAAAUGUUUCAAAGAAGAUGAGCUUGUGUCUUUCAAGAGUUUAAUGAACAAGCUUGCUGCAAUAAGUGACCUCAGAACAAGAUUGAGAGAGGCGUGUAAUUGUAGCUUUCUCUACUGGCAUCGAGUAGUCUUCCCUCUAUACCUGGCUGAUAGGUUUGAGAAUGCAGUGGAUGCUCACAGGUUACAUUACAUGAUGGGUGCCUUAGCAGACUGUGUAGCACCCAUGAAGCAGACGAGACAUCUAGAUACUACUGAAGUGCUAUUGGAUUGCUUUGAUAGGGAAAUCAAUGGACAACUAAAAGAGCAUCUGCUUGAACCACUGUGCCGUGCUGUUGAGACUGACCUUCGUCUCUCAAUACACAACCAUCUUCAACUGGAUGACAGGAAUCCUUUCAAGGUCACUCUCAAGGACAUAUCACACUUCCUCAAGAUGAAACCUAUCAGGUUCUUCAACUACUUCAUUGAUAUCAAAGCCUAUGUAACACACUACCUGGACAAGACCUUCUACAAUCUAACCACCGUGGCACUUCAUGACUGGAAAACCUAUGCUGAGAUGCGCAACUUGGCAUCACAGAAAUACGGUCUGCAGAUGACAGAGGCCCACCUACCUACACAGACACUAGAACAAGGUCUUGAUGUGUUGGAGAUCAUGAGGAAUAUACAUAUAUUUGUGUCAAAGUAUCUCUACAAUGUCAACAAUCAGAUCUUUGUUGAACGAUCCAGCAAUAAUAAGCAUCUGAACACCAUCAACAUCCGUCACAUUGCCAACUCAAUCCGAACCCACGGGACAGGGAUCAUGAAUACCACCGUCAACUUCACCUAUCAGUUCCUGCGCAAGAAGUUCUUCAUCUUCUCUCAGUUCAUGUAUGAUGAACACAUCAAGUCAAAGCUCAUCAAGGACUUGAGAUACUUCAGAGAGAACAAGCAGGAGAUGAAUCAGAUGUACCCGUUUGAUCGUGCGGACAAGUUCAACAAGGGCAUCAGGAAACUCGGUCUGACACCAGAGGGCGACAGCUAUCUUGAUCAGUUCAGGAACCUUCUCAGUCAGAUUGGUAAUGCAAUGGGAUACAUCCGAAUGAUCAGAUCAGGAGGGCUAAGAUGCUGCAGCAAUGCUAUCAGGUUUGUACCAGACCUAGAGGACAUUGUGAGCUUUGAAGAGCUGGUUGGGGAAGAAAAGCUCUCCAGUGAAGUCACACAAGCUGCAAGUAACCUUGACAAUGUCAUCGGAAACCUGACAAAGAACUUUGCUGAGGGAACAGAGUAUUUCAAGAUGUUGGUGGAUGUGUUCUCACCGGAGUUCAGGAACCCUAAGAAUAUGCAUCUCAGAAACUUCUACACCAUCCUACCUGCUUUGACACUCAACUUUGUAGAGUACUCUGUGAGUGCCAAGGAGAAGUUGAAUAAGAAGAACAAGAUUGGAGCAGCUUUCACAGACGAUGGAUUUGCCAUGGGUGUGGCAUACAUCCUGAAGCUGUUGGAUCAGUACCAGGAGUUUGAUUCCCUUCACUGGUUCCACUCGGUCAAGUUCAAAUACAACAAAGAUAAGGAAGCAGUAAGGAAACAGAUGGGAGGAGAUGAGAAGUUACAGAACACAGCACAACUCACUAUCAAGAGAUUGGAUACAUACCAAAGGGAGUUUGAUUUACUGUACUACAGUCUUAGCAGUGCAAGGAUCUUCUUCAGAGCGGAUAAGACAGCUGCAGAGGAACAGGAAGAGAAGGAGGAGAAGGAAGAGAGAGAAAACAAAGCCAUAGAGGGUGCCCCUCAAGAGAGACCAGCCUUACCUGCACCAGCAAUGAACAACACACCAGCUAUCCAAGCACCACCGAGCUCCAACCUCCCUGCCAUCAUGGCCAGCUAGGCAACUUAACAUCUGUGGCUGUAAACCAAAGCUUAGCAAUCAUCUUUACCAUUUUAAACGAUUGAUUGCAUCGACAGUAAUGUACAAUUAAUUGUGAACAUGAAGCGGAUAGUUGAUUGUUAAUCUUUGUGUUAUGGGCCCUGCUUCUAGGCACCUAACAUACCAACUCGAAAAUAGAGUGCUUCAUGAUGGCAUUACAUCAUUAAGCACUAUACGAAAGUUGAAUAUUAUAGUUAUUUUUACUAUAAUUAUAUUAAGAUUUUGAUGUGUGAUAGGGAAUUCACUCCCUCAAAAAGGAAUAAUAGAUACUCUGUAAUAAAAUUGAAAAGAAGUUCACACAGAAUCAUUCAGAGUUAAUGAUAUUGUGCUAUUUUCUCUCCAGAUAAUUACACAUUAUUGUAUUACCAUUACUUGGUAAAAGGUGAAACCACUGUAUUUUGUGUUAAAAACAGAUCCCAGCAAUGCUUUAACCAAUACGUUGUAUUGUUGUGAUUGCAUUUAUUUCUUGAUAUUUUACCUUUCGUUGGAAGAAAACUUGAUAUAUUAUGCUUGAUUUCACCUUUUCUCUGUAGAUGCUAUAUGACUGAUGAAAUAAGUUAUCAUUUUAUGCUAGGAAAGAAAAAAAAUAUUCAAUCAUUCAUGCCUUGAGAAUUUAAGUGCACCUAAAUUGUACCUCAUGAACAGACAUUAUUCAAUUCAGAUCUAUGCUUGGUAGUUUACAAUACUUAUGUCAAUGUCAUGUCUUUUCUUUAUGCGAAUAAUUUGUGAAAAUAACAUUCCUUUGUAUGCCUUUGCCCCACUCAGGUGUUCUAGGCAAUAUGUUUUGGGGUUGUCUGUCCGUCCGUUCCAUUUCUGUUCUCGCGACAACUAAUAAACCAUUCAAGGUUUCGGCUCAACUUCAAAUUUAGUUCAUUUAUGCAUGUGGGAGUGAAUUUGAUCUGAAUAGAUUUAGGGGUCACAAGGUCGAAGGUCACAGGGGUUAAUGUUUGAAUAUUUUAAGUUGGGUAAUGUCAUGGAGGUAAAUAGAAAAAUUGAAGGUAAUAUCAUAUUGUUCUGGCGAAGGCAGAGACAUAAGUUUUGACUGUAUGCAGUCAAUAAGCCUUCAAGUUUACUGUUAAUUUUUUUUAUAAUGUGUUUGUUCUAUAACAAAUAUUCAUUAAGAUUUUUUUAGAACUGAAGUAAGCACUAAUGAAGAAAAAUUGUAUCAUGUAUUUAAAUUUGUGUUGUAAAAUGUUGUAAAUGUCACCAUUAUAUACAAAUCAAAUCUAAAAGAGAUAUAUAUACAUUGUUUUAUACUGUAGAAAAAAUGCAUGAAAUUAUAAUCUAAUCUAUAGAAUGCAUGGCAAAAAAAGUGUUAUUUAAUUGCAAUUGAGGCCAAAUUGAUUCUUUUACUCAGAAAUCUUUCAUACUAGCUUUAUAAAGCAAAGCAAAAAUCUUAUUUGAUCGGAGAUGUAAAAAUUGAACAUGGCCCUGGGAAGCAAUGAAGCACCCCAAGAUUAUCCUAGGGGGUGCUGUGUGUGUUAUUUUCCAUAGGCAGCCCUCCCCCCUCUGGAAUUUUGGCAGGUGUGGCAAAAUGGCGAAAGAUAACCAAAAAGACAUAAGUUUUUUAGUGAAACCCUUUUUUUUUUCUCGUCAAAUUUUCCGUGACUAAUGACCUCCAUUUUAUAGUGAAACCUUUUUUUUUUGGCUUGUCAAAUUUCUCUGGACCAAAAAUGACCUCCAUUUUGUGUAGUGAAACCUUUUUUUUUGGGGGGGGGGGGCUUUUCAAAUUUACAUAUGCUCCCCUGUUAUUAAAAAUUAUUCCCAGGCCCCGACAUUGAAGGACUGUGGACUAGUGGUUGUGAUCUUGCACUUUGAUCAGAGGGUCAGAUCACAGCUGAGGUGUUUUCUUCAGCUAGAAAUGGAUGCUAGUAUUACCCUGGUUUUAGCUUGGGCUACCACUUUGCAGUGUGGAUCUAUUGUAAUAUUAUUACAGGUACAAGUAUUAUCUUUUUUUGCUAAUCUUGAGCAAGAAAACUAAAAACUGAAGAUUAAUUGCAGAAUUUCUAUGUUUUGAACCAUUUUGCUCAUUCCAUCAUCCUUUUAUACUGUUUUACUAUUCCAUUUUAAGAAUCGGUAUAAUGGACAGUUUGAUCAAAGAAAAAUGAGAUCAUCAUACUACUCUAUUUCAGUCAGAUUUAAUAGAAUCUGUAUUUUUAAGGAUGAUCUUAUUAUAUGCUCGAAAUAAAGACAAGUGAAUGCAAUCAGAUUUAUAGUUUUUGUUAAUAUUCUUUUAUUACAUUUUCUGUACAAGUGUGCUGUAAUGAUGAGAAAUUCUCGAAAAAGUUUGCUUAUAGAUUGAAGUGUUUAGCAUCAACAAGGCAAUACGUAGAUAAAUUGAUAGGAAGAAUUUUAUUUCACAAAACCUGAAAACUUUUCAUCUAAACAACAGAUAAAGUUGCUUACAAAAACCUGUGAAAAACACUAUCUGUUUCAUGAAAUGCUUCAGUGAAUUCAAAUCAAGAUGACCAGAAUCAUGAAUUGCAUACCAAAAAUGGCCAUGGAUCUUGUCAAAGU